This is a messenger RNA of Apaloderma vittatum (bar-tailed trogon), 951 nucleotides long. It is a transcript of the gene RDH8, whose product is annotated as retinol dehydrogenase 8 (all-trans). Gene Ontology annotation, biological process: estrogen biosynthetic process. NCBI's taxonomy places the organism in Eukaryota, Metazoa, Chordata, Aves, Trogoniformes, Trogonidae. Gene Ontology annotation, molecular function: estradiol 17-beta-dehydrogenase [NAD(P)+] activity. The coding region runs from base 1 to 951 and encodes 316 amino acids. Gene Ontology annotation, cellular component: cytoplasm. The transcript is spliced from 6 exons. The record is from RefSeq and is a predicted model, not a curated record.
AUGGCAAGAAGAAAUGUCCUCAUUACUGGUUGUUCCUCAGGAAUUGGACUGGCACUAGCUGUAAAAAUGGCAAAAGAUGAACAGAAAAGAUUUAAAGUGUACGCCACAAUGCGGAAUCUGGCCAAGAAAGAGCCCCUUGAGGAAGCUGCAGGUCGCAGGCUGGGCAAAACCCUCGAAAUUAAACAACUGGAUGUCUGUGACGAAGAGUCUAUUAAAACUUGUGUGAAUAGUAUCCCUGACAGAAGGAUUGAUGUCCUAGUUAGCAAUGCUGGAAUGGGGCUCAUUGGACCUAUUGAAUGUCAGACCAUAGAAGAAAUGAAGACUGUGAUGGAUACCAACUUCUUUGGACUGGUUCGACUCCUGAAGGAGAUUUUGCCUGACAUGAAGAAGAGAAAGAGCGGGCACAUAGUUAUAAUAAGCAGUGUUAUGGGAAUACAAGGUAUCUUAUUUAACGAUGUUUAUGCUGCAUCCAAGUUUGCUGUGGAAGGAUUCUGUGAAAGUUUAGCUAUACAAGCACUCAAGUUCAAACUGCAGUUAAGUCUGAUUGAACCAGGCCCUGUAGUUACAGAGUUUGAAAGAAAAGUGUUUGAAGAUGGAAUGAAAAUGGAUCUUUCUGCUGCAGAUGAGGAAACAGCUGAGAUGUUCACUAAUAUUUACCUUAAAAAUUACAAACAAAUUUUCCAGAGCCUAGGACAAAGUGCUGAAGACGUUGCAGAGCAUACAGUAAAAAUCAUUCUUGCAGAAAAUCCACCUUUUCGCCAUCAGACCAACACCCUGUAUACUCCGAUGACAACUCUGAAAUAUGCAGAUCCAAAUGGAGAUCUACCCAUUGAUAUAUUCUACAAAAUGGUUUUUCAUCAUGACAAAGUCUUCAGUGCAAGUCUUAACUUUAUCAAAUUGCUAAGGUGGAGAAGUAGAAAGAGCUUUGACCUGGGAAAACCCUCACAAUGA